Molecule: messenger RNA, 1806 nt
Organism: Schizophyllum commune H4-8
Lineage: Eukaryota; Fungi; Basidiomycota; Agaricomycetes; Agaricales; Schizophyllaceae
Product: alpha/beta-hydrolase
Exons: 12
Coding region: 100-1677 (525 amino acids)
Source: RefSeq, a predicted model, not a curated record
CAUGGCGCCCGCUUCGUUGCACCGCCAUCUUGAACAGGAAGCACGGUAUAAAGUCAUCGAGGGCGAGCCUAUACUCACCAGAACAGACUCCCCUUCACCAUGCUGUCGCGUAUACUGGGGUGCGCGAUCCUAGCUGUCUCAGCUGUGGCCCAGUUGUCGAAUAAUACCGUUGCGCUUGACUACGGCACUUUCAUCGGCGAGCGUAACGACACCACGGGCGUCAUCAACUUUCGCGGCAUACGCUAUGCUGACGCGCCUGUUGGCGACUUGCGCUGGAGGGCACCUGUGUCGCCUCCCUCAGAGAAUCUUGGCAGUGUGAACGCGACUUCGUUCCCCGCCGCUUGCAUUCAGGCUCGCCGAGCUGAUGGGGACAGCGACCCAAGCGAUGGUCAGAAGUCAGCAGCUGAUGAGAAGACUUACUCUGAGGACUGCUUGUUCUUGAACGUCUAUGUCCCCGUCGGAACAGAGGUCAACUCGUCGCUCCCUGUACUCCUCUUUCUUCACGGCGGAGGCUUCCAGAGAGGCGACCCAGACGACGCUCCUGCAGACUAUCUCUUCGAAAGCUCGGCAACCCCGUUCGUCUUCGUCACCAUUCAGUACCGCUUAGGCGCGUACGGGUACCUAGGCGGGAAAGCCCUCGGUGACGACGGGGACUUCAAUGUAGGGUUGCUUGACCAAAAGGCGGCCUUCCUCUGGGUGAGAAAUUACAUCAAGAACUUUGGCGGGGACCCGAGCCGUGUUACCAUAUGGGGCCAGUCUGGCGGCGCGUCGGCAGUUAUGUUCCAUCUCUUGGCGCAAAAUGGGAACAAUGAGGGCCUCUUUGUCGGUGCGAUCGCGGAUAGCCCGCCUAUCAGCCUCCAGGCUGACUGCAAUGGCCCUUACCACGAGAUGGUCUCGUCAGAGAUCGCGCAACAAAUUGGUUGUGACAGCGCGGACGAGCUCAUGGACUGCCUUCGUGCUGCGAACGAGUCUGCCCUUACAAAUGCGCAAUCGCAAGUGCUUUCCAUACACUCAGACAUGAUCUACGUCUUCCAGCCGUGCAUAGAUGGGUUAUACCUGACUUCGCGCAUCGUCCCCGCCUUGCAGAACAAUACCAUCGCCCACGUUCCGCUGCUCUUUGGCUCGAACACCGAAGAGGGCGCACACUGGUCUGAGAACCUACCUGCAGCUUGCGCGAACACAACCAUGCCCAACGCGACGGAAGACACUGUGUACUGCUUCACACGCGGCCAGUAUCCCGGGCUCACGCGGGAGUCCUUCGAUCGCGCGUUGGAGCUGUAUCCGCUCGAGAACUACAACAACUCGGUCGAUCUGCAGGGCCAGCGUAUGUUGGGGGAGCUGCGCUUUAUUUGCUCGGCGGUCCUGGCGGGCGAGCGUGUCCCGCAUACGUACCAGUACCACUACGACAACCCCGACGUGGGUUCCGAGCAUGGAGACGAGCUGGCGGCGUUCUUCGACCCGCCUGACAACAACACCUUCUACUCAGCCAUGCGCCAGUACUGGACGUCCUUCGCUACCGGUAAUCCGCCACUGGCAGAUAUCAAGACCUCGUGGAUCGACGCGCCAAACACCCGUAUGUUUUUGCAUCCAGGGAACAUUAGCAUGGUCAAUGUUGAGGCCGAUCUGCUUGAGCGCUGCAACUUCUGGCACAGCAUUCAUGAGGAGCUUUCGACUUGAGUAGCACGGACUUCUAUCGGACAACAUGAUGCGCAUACAUAUACCCUCUUUUGUAGACUCAGACUCUAUCCUAUAUAUUCCACUGUCGACCAUGGCGUAUAUAUUCAGUUGAUUGACGGCGAACAUGGG